Cuscuta campestris is the source of this 1574-nucleotide messenger RNA. NCBI's taxonomy places the organism in Eukaryota, Viridiplantae, Streptophyta, Magnoliopsida, Solanales, Convolvulaceae. The record is from the annotation of a GenBank genome assembly.
CAAUGAGCCUUAUUCCUUUUUCUUUUUUCAUCCCUAAUUCCUGGAGGCCUGCACACAUAUAGACUGAUGAAUACCACUCACAUAAACACCAAAAAGCUGGACAACACAACACGGCAGAUUAUUAGUGAAGCACUACUUUCACAUUCAAAGAAAAAUGCAGACGGUUCAUACUCAGCUCAGUACGGGCAGAUCAACACGCUUGCUGCAGAAUAUAAUGUGUCCAGAAAAACAGUGAGCAACAUAUGGGCCAUUGCAAAGAAACAAAUAGAGCAGGGCAUUGCCAUUGAUGUGAGAAGCAAACUGGCAGGAAACAGUGGCAGAAAAAGGGCAGUGAUGGAUAUAAAGGCUAUAGCAGACACUCCCCUCCGGAAGAGGACUAAUGUAAGAUCAUUAGCAGCUGCCAUUGGUAAGCCUAAAUCAACUGUUCAUGAGUGGAUUAAAAGAGGUCUGCUUAGGAGCCAUUCUAAAGCUAUAAAACCAUACCUCACAGAUGCCAAUAAAAUUUCAAGGCUCAGGUUCUGUUUAGAUCAGGUAGAACCCUACAGCAUGUCAAUCCACCCUAGGUUUAAGAGUUUUCACAAUGUUUUGCACAUUGAUGAGAAGUGGUUCUUUAUGUCUAAAACAUCUCAGAAAUUUUAUCUCCUUCCUGAUGAAGCAGACCCAUACAGGGCAUGUAAAUCAAAAAGGUUCAUAGCUAAUGUGAUGUUUCUGUGUGUGGUUGGGAGAGCACUAUUUGGGGAUAAUGGAGAAGUGUUAUGGGAUGGCAAAGUUGGCAUAUUUCAUUUCACAGAAAAAUGCAAAGCCAAAAGGAAGAGCAAGAACAGACCCAAAGGGGUGUUAGAGGUGAAACCAAUAACUAGUGUUACCAAACAAGUCACAAAAGAUAUGCUCAUCAAUAAAGUGAUACCAGCAAUCCAAGAAAAAUGGCCCUCACAUUUAUCUAAAGACAUACACAUUCAGCAAGAUAAUGCAAGGCCACACAUUCAAGGAGUGGAUUCAGACUUUAUGGCAGCAGGUAACACAAAUGGGUUUCACAUAACUCUACACAACCAACCCCCUAACUCCCCAGACUUGAAUGUCUUGGAUCUUGGAUUUUUCAGAGCCAUCCAGUCUUUAAAAGAUCAGUGUGCUCCAAGUACUGUGGUAGAGUUAUUAGAGGCAGUGGAAGGAGCAUAUGAUGCUCUAAGUCCACAAACCCUAAACAGGGCUUGGUUGUCUUACCAACAGGUCGAUGACGUCCUUCAUGUCUCUGACCGGGGCAACAUCGGCAGCAUCGUCCUCGCUAUGGAUGACGAUGACCUCGUCCUCCUCCGUGUCAUCAGAGAUGAAAUUCACGUCCUCACCUCCACCAUCUUGAAAUUCCGUCUCAGGAACAAAAGAUUCAAAACAUAAAUCCAACGAUUCCAUUGCAGAUCGUGGAGGAGAAGGCGAUUCCAUUGCAGAUCUUGGAGUUGAGAUUGAAAAUCUCAAAAGAUAAGAUAAAAAGGGAGUGAUUGAGGUUGAGUGAGGUUGGCGAAAGAGAGAGAGUCCGUAAAUGAGAGGUUGGCGAGAGAUAGUAAAUGAGGGGUAUUUUU